CCAAACCGCGCAGUCUUCAACGACGGCCGUGCGUGCGCGCAUCUUCACACGCCUGUACCCGCGGCGGUUCGAUCUCACGGAGCGGUUUGAAAGUGUUCGUAUGAAAGUGCAUUUUUAUGUGUUCAGUGAUUCUGCAAUUGACUGUGUAUUUGUGAAACAAGACAUUUUGAUUUAGGUGACGCAUUUGUAACUGGAAUCGACAGACCACACAUAAAGCGAUUUAACAUGCGGUGGAAGGGAGAAGAUUCCGGCACAAAAAUGAUAUCAAGACUCUUCCUGUUUUUCCUGAUUUUGGCCAUCGGUGACUGCGAUGGAGCACGAAGACAAGCCCAACGACGAAAGGACACUGCACGUUCUCCCGAACUAUACCUGCCAGCGCCGAGCGCGGAGAGCUUGCAGGCUAUAGCACAGGCUAUGAACGCCGCCGGCUUCGAGGCUAUAACUGAAGGCAAGGCUUUGGUCAAGCGGCUUAUACCUGCUGACAGCCAGCCUGACCUGGACGUUGUCGAGUAUCAAGGAGUGAUCGGCAAAGCUGGCGUGGACUUCCCGGCGUAUCCCAACAUCCCGAGCACCGGCUUCAACUGCAAGAACGUGCCCACAGGAUACUAUGCGGACUUGGAGACUGAUUGCCAGGUUUUCCACAUCUGUGACACAUCGCGCAAAAUCUCGUUCCUAUGUCCUAACGGCACCAUCUUCAGCCAGUCGCAUCUCAUCUGUGACUGGUGGUUCAAGGUGGACUGCGCCUCCGCUCCCGCCCUCUACGAGUCCAGCGCCGAAUAUUACUCAAACGAGCAAAAGAAAUCCCAAAAAAUUACACAAAGCCUAAGCAAGAACGCAGACCUUCAACAAAUCGGUAGCGAUACGAACCUCAGAACAGAAACGAGAAGAACUUCUGCCAAUAUCCCUACAGCAACUGAACGCUUACUUAGACACAGACAAAGACUUCAAUCUUCGGGCGAUGCUCAGCUACCUAUCUCUAAAGCCACGUCCAGAAGCUACCAAGCCCUGUUCGAUUUCAACCCGACACAAAGAACUCAAGCUACAACUGCUUUCGAAAAGAGAAGAAAGAACUUAGUGCAGCUGAUUACAAAUGGAUUUGGGAAUGGACCAGACAGAAGCACUCAGCCUACGUACACAGAGGCACCAUCGUACAGAUCUACACAAGCUACGUUAGAUCAUAAUAACCUACGAGAAAUGCAAGUGGCUGCUGAAACUGCUUCGUUUACAAACAAUAAUAACAGACAAUUCUUACAAGAAUACAAUAGCAAAAAUUUUAGGCCGUACCCAGUUUACACUCCAAACUUAACGACAAGACAACCAAAAGCCAAAAGCAAUCCGAAUCUGACUUCUUUAUAUGAUAUUCGUGACCAAACUUUAGGUCAGACACAAGCUGAGACAACUACCACUAAAAGACAAGUGUGGUUCCACGACUCCACUACCAAACGACCAACUUUGAUGCCGUAUACUAAAGCUUACACAACCAACACCUACGAUAAGAAAGAUCCUUAUACAAGGCCUGGAGUAUCUCUACUGAAAGAUUUCUUAAAUAAAAAGAAAAAUGAAACAUUGACAACAACCACUGAAAAAGUCAAACAAGCCACUGAACGAAGCUUCUACAAAACCAAUAUUGAUAAUAAAGUCUCAAUUGAAACUAAAAAUUCAUUUGAAUCAGCUACCAAAAUACCAGAAACUACACGAAAUGAAUUCACACAAUCAAGUGAACCAUCAAUUGCUACCAGUCGAUCAGAUACGUAUACAUAUUUACCACAAAUUACGACUGAACCAUAUCAAGAAAGACGAGACAGACUCAUUAGGAAACUGAACUUUGAAUCAGUGUAUGGCACUACCCCUACACCGCCAACGCUCAAUACAGAAAAAUUCUACGGAGAUCAGCCCAACAGACCAGGUCUUGUGGUUCCACCUUCUUUGACUCCUAAGACUCUGCAUAGUCUGGCAAUUUAUUACGCAACAGCAUUGGAUAAUUUAUCAACUACUCCACCACCCGAAGAAGAAACUCAAACCACGUCACCGCCUUUCGAUGAAUAUGGCGAUCAUACUCUCGAAGACUCUUUGCCAGCGUUAUUUAGCCGACACACCAUCAACAAAUACAGUAACCUAUUUAGUAAUGGAAAACAAAAUGCAGAUUUAUUAGAAGAAAUAAAGUCGGACCCUAACGGAACGUAUAAUGAGUUAGUCGAUGAUUUGACUGUUCAACAGAGUCAAAAUCCUCUGGCAACUUCUCCUCAGAUAAGAGAAUUAGCUCAAGUGUUCACGCACGCACUUUCAGCAUAUCUUCAGGAUCCUGUACAGUUCAGGAAGGCAUUGUCUGAAAUAAGACCUACUCAACCCACAUUUGGCGAUGUAACAACCGAAGAAUCGGUUAAUACAGAGCCAACUACAACUGUCAAUGAAGAUGAUGAUGAAAUCCUUGGUUUCUCAGACGACAAUAAAAUAUCAAGACCAUCUUUAGUUUCGCUUAGAGAUGCUAAGGCCCUUAAACUGUCUACGCCAUACCCAUUAAGCUCCGAAACAGUAGCAACUCAAACAGAACAACGACUUUCUAGUACUGAAACAGUACCUAACACUUACCCAACUACUCCCAGAAGUCCCUUCAGAUGCUGUGGUAGAAUUUCGGCUUCAUACACCACCCCAACCGCUACCGCACCAGUUAGUUACACUAACAUUGUGAAUGCAAAAAGUUUUGGUUUAAGAAGUAAUGACAACCAAGACUCUAUUACCUCCACUGAAAGUACUUAUACGGCUCCAAGUUACAUAGGAAACCGUAAUAACAUCAAUGACUCUCCUUAUGGACAAGGUGUAAACCCUAUAGAAUCGAAACCACUAAAUGAAUAUAUUGAAGCGACCAAUUUACCUACCGCAUGGGGAAUUGAUACUUCAGAAACAACAAUUUCACCUAUUACUAAUGCACAUGCAAAUACAUUCGAAAGCAAGAAAAUAAAGGCGGUGACAUAUAUUCCAACAACCACAGCUGUUUAUUUCACUGAAAACGAUAGCGUUGAAUUAGAAAAUGAGGAAGAACUACAACGAGCGCAUAGUCAAUCUUUCUUGAGCCCACAGGACAAUGCUAUCGGUAAUCGUCAAGGUAAAAAACUUAAUUUAGAAGGAGAAGCAUUUAAAAAGCCUUCUGAAGAAUUAGAAGCACCAACUCUUCCAGACAGUGAGGCAACCACGUUUAGAACCACGACUCAGUCUCCUUCUACAACAACUACUAAAACAGAAGAGCAAGAAAUCGCUACAACAGUAUCUCCUACAGUUGAUAAUACGUAUACAUCACCAGAUAGUGAGAAAACCACAAAUUAUCUCACCUGGUCAAGCACUUAUGGAACUUGGCACAGUACCGUUGUAGAUCCCAUUACUGUGAACGAUGGUUUGAGCCAAACAACUGCUGAGGAAUCUGCCCAAGGCACACGACAAACUGCGAGUUGGGACAUCAGCACUGUUACUACAACGGCAUCACCAAUAUACACAGGAUCGUAUGAACAAACCGUAUCACCAUCAUCAAACGUCGAACUGUCAACACCAUCUAGUAUAACUGACGAUCGAUUUGGCAGAUUCUUAAGAGAACAGACUUCCACUGAACCAGGUCAAGACAUAUCUACUAUUGCUGAUACAGUAGUGGAAAAGGCAAAAGAAAUAAUGAACUCUACAACCACGGAAAAGCUUAUGAACGUAAUGAAGAAAACGAAAUCAAAGACAGUAAAAAGAUUGAUCCUUCUAUUAGUCCAAACAUGCGAUGAUGAUCACAAUACGACUGCUGAAGCGUCCAAGAGAGCUUUACUUGAAGCCUUAAUGGCAGUUUCUCAGAAAGACAUGGAUGAAAUUGCUAAAGAAGAACUUGAGGAAAUUCCUUUAACAACUGUGGACUAUGAAUCUGUAACGACGGAAGAAAAGAGAAGUGAUAGACGAAGAGCUAAGAGCCUGAACUUCGACGCGAGUGCAAUCAAUUCUCUUUCGAAUCCAUCGACGACGGAGUAUAUUAGAACUACUGUUACAACUACAACCGAAGCUCCAACGGAAACUGUACCAGUAACAAUAACCACUACAACUAGAAGUCCAUUCAGAAGGGGUGCUAAGAAAUUCCAAGUGAAAACAACGCAACCUGAUAUUAGAGUGACACGAGCUCCUUUUGUUGAUAUCCCUAAAGCAGAAGCCAGGGUUGCGCCAAAUGGUCCCGAACUAAAAGGAGCCUCUGAUACCAGAGCCUUAGAAUUAUUAAGGUCUUUGUACACGAUCGCGGCGAGAUGGGGUUGAAAAUUAUGAGUUGUUAAAUUAUUGGACUUUCGAAUUUAUAUUUAGGGGAACUGAUCGUAUAAGUGUAAACUAGGUCUAAAAUACUCAACCAUCGUUCCAAAAGCCCUAAAUAUAAAUACAUUUUUUAAUGUAAUUGUGAUCUUUGUACAUAGUAUUUGGUUUUCGUCACAAAAUUAGAACUGAUGAUAUAUAUUUUUCUCUUGAUAAUGUGACUUGUAAUAUAAGAAACAACUCUAGUGAAGUAAUUGGCUAGAAACAAUUUCAUUCCAGUUACUAAAAUUAUGUAAGUGUUGUUGUCAUAUUUGUAUUAAAAAUAAACUUCUACACAUAGACUAAAUAUAAACUUUCUAUUGUUAUUUUUUAAGCGAACAAGUAUCAAAAAUUAUGAAAUGUGUGUUCGUACUAUACGAGAUUUUAUACAAUACAUAAUAUAGUUAACUUAUUAUGUUUGUUACUAUAUGUACUAGAAUAAUUUGUAUUUUCCUAUUUUUAAGGAAACCUAGCCUAACUACGGGUCGGUUGGGAGCUGACACGUCAAACAUAGUCUGUCUCUGUCGCAUGUAGGAAUGCUACAAGCGAAUGACAAAAACUAUAAUUACUGUCAGUUUUUGUUUUGACAAGGGCGUGUGCGAUAUUCCUGCAACACAGGCGCCUUCAUUAUGCAAGAUAAUAUGGGUGCUUAGUCUCCUGACUAAAUGACCUGAUUCACAACUUGCUGAUAAAGUAAUAACCUUUAAUAAUAUUAUAACAUUAUAGAACAGAUAGUUCAAAAAUGUUUUAUAAAUGUUGGACAGGGUUAACUGGCAAAUAACGCGAAGCAUAGUUAUCUAGAAGUUAAGUUUGUCUGUCAGAUUACAAUAUGAUAUUUUUAGAAAAGUAAAUAAAUAUUGGAAAAAUAAACAUUUUAAAAUCAAAAACACAAAUUAAUAGUUAAACAUAAAAAAAUUGACUACUACAUUGUAAAUGCUAUAAAGUAGGUAAUUAUAAAAUUAGAAACGAUUACGGACGAAAGUGGUAUAUUUUUCGUUAUAUAAAAUUCAUUGGAACACGAAAAAAACGUGGGCGAAGCCGCAGACAAAAGCUAGUACACAACAUAAUAGGAAUAUUGCACAUGGCUGUUAGCAAACCGACCUAUACUGAGUUACCUACAUCUAAUGUACCCUAGUGUUAGUUUUCACUGCCACAUUUAUUGUAAUAUACUAUUUGUAAGUACUACUAGAUGUAAUAUAAAUACAGUUAGUAAUUUUUUU
This is a messenger RNA of Plodia interpunctella (Indianmeal moth), 5522 nucleotides long. RefSeq names its product thawb (gene thw). The record is from RefSeq and is a predicted model, not a curated record. Bases 226 to 4272 code for a protein of 1348 amino acids. The transcript is spliced from 8 exons. Gene Ontology annotation, molecular function: chitin binding. NCBI's taxonomy places the organism in Eukaryota, Metazoa, Arthropoda, Insecta, Lepidoptera, Pyralidae. Gene Ontology annotation, cellular component: extracellular region.